GUGGAUCCACUGACAACAGACCUAUCAACACCAUAGCUACACAAAGCUGCAGCACUGGCUUCAUCCUCAAUGGAGACAUUGUCAGAGUUUGUCAGAAUGACAAAACAUGGAAUGGCUCACCUCCAACUUGUCAAGUUUCUUGUGGCCCCCCUCCCACUAUUAAUAACGGAUCUCUCGGACAACCGACCAGCACCAUGAUCAGAGGAGAGGUGACCUACACCUGUGUCACUGGAUUCAUUCUUAUUGGCCCUGAAACCAUCACAUGUUUGAGCACUGGCAACUGGAGCAGCUCACCGUCCUGUCAGACCCCUCCCCCUGUGUACUUGUCCCUCUCCUCUACCAACUACUUGUCUGGGCUCUCUGAGAUCCCCCUGUCCUCCGUGGGAGACGGGAGUGGCCUCGUCUGUCAUACUAAUCUUGCUGGCUGCUGUGAAGGGAACACGGGAGAUUGGCACUAUCCUAACGGGUCUGUUGUUAUGGAGGAUGGAGCGUUGUACAUUAGCAGAGGUCAGAUGAGUGUCAGUCUGAUGAUGAGUGGAACAGCUACUGCUCCUGCUGGUGUCUACUGCUGUGUGGUGCCUACCAGUGGAGGGAUGGACACAGCAUGCAUUGUGUUAGCCUCCUCUACUGAUGAGAGCUCCCCCUCCUCUGACAACACUGGUGCUGUGGUGGGAGGAGUGGUGGCCCUGGUAGCAGUGGUAGCAGUGACUGUAGUGAUGGUGACCUACUUAGUGCUCCGAUACAAGAGAGGAGGGAAAAUUACUGUUGCUCGAGAUAUUCCCCUUACUGACCAGGGUCAAAAUGCAACCGCUAUCUACGAAACUGUGCAUGCUACUUAUGAGGAGAUCCCAGCCAACAGAGAGGUCAAAGGUGACUACAGCUACACACAGAACAAUGCCUACUUGACUGAAUGUGGGCCUGGAGAAACUCCAGCUGCUGGAGGAAAAUACAAUAACAACUACAAGAAUUAAUAUCAUGUUUUUAACUCAUGCAAAUGUGAUCAUUAGUUUGUGCACCAUGUAAAAAGUAGCUAUUGUACAAGCCCCUCCCCUCCCACUUCACAAUAGUCAUAGCAUACAUGAUUGGCUUCACGAUAAGUUCAGAGUCACAUGACUACACAGCUGGGUCAUAGACCUGCCUGUUGAAGCCGUCCGUAGGUGAUCAUUGGAAAAGCUAACAAUUAAAAUGGUUUGAAUGGUGUCUGUAUCUGCUGUAGUUUUUAAGAUACAGUGGAACCCCUCUAUAACGAACACCUUUGGGGAACAAUGUUUUGGCCUUUAUACAGAGGUGGCCUUUGUUGAGAGGUUGUUUUGUACACAAAUUGCUCAUUUGGGACCUGGGUGCCUGGCCGUUAUAUAGCAACUGGCCUUUGUUGUUAACAGAGG
Molecule: messenger RNA, 1385 nt
Organism: Halichondria panicea
Lineage: Eukaryota; Metazoa; Porifera; Demospongiae; Suberitida; Halichondriidae
Exons: 5
Coding region: 195-971 (258 amino acids)
Source: RefSeq, a predicted model, not a curated record